UGCAACCAACAUAAUGCUGAAGCUCCCAACUUGGAACAAACAUUUCACAGAAUGGCACAAACGGAACCUAAUCUGGACCAUGAUGUAUCAUGGUUCCUCCUUCCGCCAUACUGGGCAAAAGCGAUUGUGGCAUUAAUUUCCUUCCUCUGUUUUGCUAACAGCUAUGAUGGAGAUUUUGUCUUUGAUGAUUCUGAAGCCAUCAUCAAUAAUAAGGACCUCAGGGCAGAAACCCCACUUGGUGACCUGUGGCAUCAUGACUUUUGGGGUAGCAAACUCAGCAGCAAUACCAGUCAUAAGUCAUAUAGACCACUAACUGUCCUAACUUUCAGAAUUAAUUACCUUUUUGCUGGAGGCUUCUACCCAGCUGGUUUCCAUGUCAUCAAUAUAAUACUGCAUUGUACUAUCUCAGUGUUGAUGGUUGAUGUGUUCUCGAUUUUACUGGGUGGACUGCAAUUCAGUAAUAAAGGAAGAAGGCUAAACCUGGCUCCAAAGACAUCUCUUCUAGCUGCUUUGCUGUUUGCUGCACAUCCAGUGCACACCGAAUGUGUUGCCGGUAUUGUUGGCAGAGCAGACCUACUGUGUGCCCUGUUCUUCUUGUUGUCAUUCCUUGGCUACUGUAAAGCAUUUAGAGAAAAUAAGGAAGGACAUAAUUUUUCUAUAUUCUGGGUGCUGGUGAGUGUUAUCCUAGGUGCAAUAGCCAUGCUGUGCAAAGAACAAGGAAUUACAGUACUGGGUUUGAAUGCAGUGUUUGAUGCACUGGUGAUUAACAAGCUAAAUGUUUUGGAGCUUAUUCAAAAGUUACUACAUAAGGACAAGUCAUUGGAGAAUGCUGGACUGUUAAGAAAGGGGCUGCUUUUCAGGAUAACUCUUCUGAUGUCUGGAGGGGCCAGUAUACUUUAUAUACGCUGGAGGAUUAUGGGCACAGGGCCACCAGCUUUCACUGAAGUAGAUAACCCAGCUUCAUUUGCAGACAGUCUGUUUGUGAGAGCUAUAAACUAUAAUUACUACUAUUCGUUGAAUGCAUGGUUACUGUUGUGUCCCUGGUGGCUGUGUUUUGAUUGGUCAAUGGGCUGCAUACCCCUCAUUAAAUCCGUCAGCGACUGGAGGAUAAUUGCACUAGCAGCACUUUGGUUCUGCCUAAUUGGUCUGAUAUGCCAAGCUCUGUGCUCAGAAGACAGCCAUAAGAGAAGAAUUCUUACACUGGGACUUGGAUUUCUUAUUAUCCCUUUUCUUCCUGCAAGUAACCUGUUCUUCCGAGUAGGAUUUGUUAUUGCGGAGAGAGUCAUCUACCUCCCCAGUAUUGGAUAUUGUAUUCUGUUUACGUAUGGAUUUAGUCUCUUGAGUAAGCAAGCCAAGAAAAAGAAAAUUCUUGCUGUGGCAGUACUUGGAAUCCUGUUGAUAAAUGUUAUGCGCUGUGCACUCCGCAGCAGUCAGUGGAGGUCAGAAGAACAGCUUUUUAGGAGUGCACUGUCUGUGUGCCCUCUGAAUGCAAAAGUGCACUACAACGUUGGCAAAAACCUGGCUGACAAAGGAAAUCAAAGUGCUGCAAUCAAAUACUACAGAGAAGCUGUAAGGUUGAAUCCAAAAUACGUACAUGCCAUGAACAACCUUGGAAAUAUUCUGAAAGAAAGAAAUGAACUCCAAGAAGCAGAGCAGUUGCUGUCCUUAGCUGUUCAAAUACAACCUGAUUUUGCUGCUGCAUGGAUGAAUCUAGGAAUAGUACAGAACAGUUUAAGAAGGUUUGAAGAGGCAGAGCAAAGCUACUGGACAGCAAUUAAACACAGGAAAAAAUAUCCAGAUUGCUACUACAAUUUAGGGCGGUUGUAUGCAGAUUUGAAUCGCCAUAUAGAUGCAUUGAAUGCCUGGAGGAAUGCUACAGUUCUGAAACCAGAGCAUAGUUUGGCUUGGAAUAAUAUGAUUAUAUUGCUUGAUAACACAGGCAAUCUAGCUCAAGCAGAAGCAGUUGGAAGAGAGGCCCUGGAAUUAAUACCUAAUGAUCAUUCCCUUAUGUUUUCAUUGGCAAAUGUGCUGGGGAAAUCACAAAAAUACAAGGAAUCUGAAGCUUUGUUCCUCAAGGCAAUUAAAGCCAAUCCAAACGCUGCCAGUUAUCAUGGUAAUUUGGCUGUGCUUUAUCAUCGCUGGGGAAAUCUUGACUUAGCAAAGAAGCACUAUGAAGUCUCUCUGAAGCUUGAUCCUAUGGCACCCGGGACCAAGGAAAACUACAACCUCCUAAGAAGAAAACUGGAACAAUUGCAAAAGAAAGGCGGUGCCUGA
This is a messenger RNA of Opisthocomus hoazin, 2274 nucleotides long. The record is from RefSeq and is a predicted model, not a curated record. Lineage: Eukaryota; Metazoa; Chordata; Aves; Opisthocomiformes; Opisthocomidae.